This is a messenger RNA of Vicia villosa (hairy vetch), 3638 nucleotides long. RefSeq names its product pentatricopeptide repeat-containing protein At1g13040, mitochondrial. Gene Ontology annotation, molecular function: protein binding. The transcript has 2 exons. The record is from RefSeq and is a predicted model, not a curated record. NCBI's taxonomy places the organism in Eukaryota, Viridiplantae, Streptophyta, Magnoliopsida, Fabales, Fabaceae. Bases 162 to 1712 code for a protein of 516 amino acids.
AAAUCAAACACUGAAAAAACAGCACCACUGCACUAGCAUACAGUGUAUUGUCUUCCCUUUCCUUCCCUCCCCUCUCCUUACAAUUCCAACAAGGAGGGGUUUAAGAAAAACAACAACAACAACAGAAAGUGAAUGAAUGAACAAAUGAAUGAAGCCGUGAUAUGUAUCACAGUGUCGGUGCACGCCGCCUACUCUACCGUUCUCAAAUAUCUUACUAUGUUAAAGCUGGUCUCAUCGACACUGCAAUCCAACUGUUCGACCAAAUGUCUCAAUCAAAUUGUCGUCCUUUCAGCAUCGACUACAACCGUUUCAUCGGCGUUCUCAUUCGUCACUCUCACCUCGACCUCGCUCAAAGCUACUACCACCGCCAUGUUAUCCCCAAUGGUUUCUCACUGUCCCCUUUCACCUACUCUCGCUUCAUCUCCGCUCUUUGUUCCGUCAAAAACUUCUCCCUCAUUGAUUCUCUCCUUAAUGAUAUGGAUGCUCUAGGCUAUGUUCCUGAUAUUUGGGCUUUUAAUAUCUACCUCAACAUUCUCUGCCGUGAAAAUCAGUUAGAAAUUGCUCUUCAGUUUUUUCGCACAAUGCGGUUGAAGGGAAGAGAGCCUGAUGUUGUUUCGUAUACUAUUAUUGUUGGCGCGCUGUGUAAAGCUAAGAGGUUUGAUGAGGUUGCUCGUGUUUGGCGUGGUUUGAUUGAGAGUGGAUUGAAGCCUGAUUUGAAGGCAUGUGCUGCACUUGUUGUUGGUUUGUGUAGUGUUGGGAAUGUUGAUUUAGCUUAUGAGCUUGUUGUUGGUGUGAUCAGUGGUGGUGUAAAGGUUAAUUCUUUGGUUUAUAAUGCUUUGAUUAGUGGGUUUUGUAAGAUGGGUAGGAUUGAUAAGGCUUUGGCGAUUAAAGGGUUUAUGAGUAGGAAUGGGUGUGUGCCGGAUUUGGUUACUUAUAAUAUUUUGUUGAAUUAUUGUUGUGAUGAGGUUAUGCUUGAUGAGGCAGUGAGUUUGGUGGAGACUAUGGAGAGGAGUGGCGUGGGACCUGAUGUGUAUAGUUAUAAUGAGUUGCUUAAGGGUUUUUGUAAGGCUAAUCAGUUGGAUAGGGCUUAUUUGACUAUGGUCAAGAGGAUGCAGAGCAAAGGGGUAUGCGAUGUUGUUUCUUACAAUACUAUUAUUGCGGCUUUUUGUAAGGCGCGGAGGACUGAGAGAGCUUACGAGUUGUUUGAGGAGAUGCGUAGGAAAGGGAUUCAGCCAGACGUGAUAACAUUCACGGUACUUAUAGAAGCGUUUUUUAGGGAAGGUGGUUUCGAUGUUGCUAAAAAGCUUCUUGAUCGAAUGACGGAAAUGGGGAUUGUUCCCGACGUGAUUUUCUAUACCACAAUAUUUGAUCAUCUGUGCAAGUCCGACAAUAUUGAUAGGGCUCACGUUGUUUUUUGUGACAUGGUGGAGAAUGGAGUAAAUCCAGAUGUGAUCUCAUACAAUGCACUCAUAAAUGGGUUUUGCAAGUCUUCUAGAGUUAUGGAUGCCAUGCGGCUAUAUGAAGAAAUGCAGGUCAAAGGAUUAUGCCCGGAUGAGGUCACUUUCAAGUUGGUAGUUGGAGGGCUCAUUAAGGAAAACAAGCUUUCAGAAGCAUGCAGGGUUUGGGAUCAGAUGAUGGAAAAAGGAUUUACACUUGACAGACAUCUCUCUGAGAUUCUAGUCAAUGCCAUUCAGUCAAGAGAUGGCACAUGAGCAAUUGUAUUGGUUUGCAUUGUGAUCCUCUCAACUUCAUCACGCCCUUCUUUCAAAUGGCAGAGCAACUUAAAUGUUUCUCUCUCAACAUACUACAUGAAAGUGUAGCAAACCGGUGAAGUUACUUUGUUUUUUGCAGGCAGUGACACCUGCAUAUCAGUAUAACCAUUUGCAUGCUGCUCAUGGUGAAAUCUCACAGAUUUGCAUGGUAAUAUUACACUACUAGUUCCCUGGCCAGCUUCUGGUAGAGAAUCCAUAACAACGACAAUCCUACAAUGGUUUCUAGUUGCUAAUGAGUUAGUAUCCAAAUUUUGUUACAUAUUACCGACAGACUUUUAGCUGGCGGGUUGUAUUUGUCAAUACAAUAUACUCAUUAUAUUCUUUGGCCAUUUUUUUAUACACGGGAACUGUUGAUCUGAAUCUCACCCAGCACAAUUGAUAUCGGUAAUUAAUGAUUUGUGGUUGAAACCAGGUGCCUAUAUAUUAAGCUGGUGUUUCUUUAGAGUAAGAGUGCUUCUUCUGAAUACUGUGACUCUGCUAGUUGAUGAAAUCCUUUGAGUGGCAGCUCAAUUCAGAUUGACUAAAUUCCAGGCUUAUGUUGUAGACACUUCGAUGAUGAUAAUUUUGUCAUUUUAUGGUUCUAUGCGAUUAAUUUGAGUAUAGCGUCCUUCUUGGAAUAACUAGCUUUAAUAUCAGUGAAUAAAAGUUAUAUUUCACCGGGACAAAGCUCAUACCAUCUGUGAAUUGAUGUGCUGCAGAGCAUAAGUUUGAACCACAGAUAUAAACAUUCCUUGUAAACUUCAUCUUGUGGGCUACAUUCAAGGUUUCGUACCUCAAGCAUUGUGGAACCUUCAGUAACAGAUUGGCGGCUUACUGUUUGUGUUUAUCUAGGCUCAACAGAUAAUUACUAAAGUUCAAGAUCAACAGUGUAGGCUUGUUAGGUUUCAAAGUUCAAAUCUAUUACAUUCUGUGGAAAAACUGUGUUGCUGGCACAAGAUCCACAGUUUUUUUAAUUAGAAUAGAAAGAAUGUGUAUUUGUUGGACUAUACUGUCAUAAAAUCCAACUUGUCUGACCUAUAUUAGGAUUAUUUUUGGUGAAUGCUUAUCUUCAGUACAGAACUUCAAGCAUCUCUAACGAAAUGUUACCGUAAUCAUUCAUUACUUUACACAUGUUUCUCCUUUAUUUCAGCUCAUUAUUUUAUUAUUGAAAAAUAAUUUUCAACAUGCUUUUGUUGAUUUUUGCAUAUCUUUGAGGGGAAAAAAAGGAGUUCUUACUUGUUUACUUUAUAUAUCAGUCAUUCAACAUUAGUACACUACUAAACUCUUGCUCAUACAUACUGGUGUAUAAUGUUGUAAAUGUAUUUUCUGCCAUUACAUUCUACCCUAGACAAUGUUACCCCUUGGACAGGAGUUAAUUAGCCAAUCAGCAGAUUGAUUUGAUUGAAAAGAGGAAGAAGUAGAAAGAAGUAAAGUAGGGGACAAGAGAAAAAUUCAGAUUUUCGCUCAAAAACUUAAUGGGUUCCUCUGGCUUAUCGAGUGCUUUUAACUUUUCAAGGUUCUUGAACUUGCAAUUCGUAGGUUUGUGGUCCAUCUCCAUGAACUUUUGGAUCAAAGUAGAAGGAAGGUAUCUUGUGCAGUUGGUAUUGUUUGCAUGUAAAUUGAUUGUUUAAUAGGAAGGUUACAUGUGAAUAGGACUCUGACAAUUAUGACAUCUAUUAGUCCAAAAAUCCAUUCCACUUCCAAAGUUUUGUUGUCUAUUGUUGACAUAGAUUCCUAUUAUAUAUAAUAAAAAGUGAUAAGAUACAUUAUCACUUCAUGUUUGAAAUACUCAAAUCGAGUGUUAAAGUAAAAAUUAGAAACUUGUGGCCCCACAUACUUGGCUAAUGUUUGAUUCUUUGCCUGUACAUGAAUCAUCCUUGAAGUUCU